UGCAGUUGUGCCUUAGGUUACACUGGACGAAACUGUGAGAUCGACAUUGAUGAGUGUUCUCCAAACCGCUGUCAGAAUCAGGCAACAUGUUCCGAUCUGGUGGGAAAUUAUAGCUGCAGUUGUGCCUUGGGUUUCACUGGACGAAACUGUGAGAUCGACAUUGAUGAGUGUUCUCCAAACCGUUGUCAGAAUCAGGCAACAUGUUCCGAUCUGGUGGGAAAUUAUAGCUGUAGUUGUGCCUUGGGUUACACUGGACGAAACUGUGAGAUCGACAUUGAUGAGUGUUCUCCAAACCGCUGUCAGAAUCAGGCAACAUGUUCCGAUCUGGUGGGAAAUUAUAGCUGCAGUUGCGCCUUGGGUUACACUGGACGAAACUGUGAGAUCGACAUUGAUGAGUGUUCUCCAAACCCUUGUCAAAAUCAGGCAACAUGUUCCGAUCUGGUGGGAAAUUAUAGCUGCAGUUGUGCCUUGGGUUACACUGGACGAAACUGUGAGAUCGAUAUUGACGAUUGUUCUCCAAACCGUUGUCAAAAUCAGGCAACAUGUUCCGAUCUGGUGGGAAAUUAUAGCUGCAGUUGUGCCUUGGGUUACACUGGACGAAACUGUGAGAUCGACAUUGAUGAGUGUUCUCCAAACCGCUGUCAGAAUCAGGCAACAUGUUCCGAUCUGAUUGGAAAUUACAGCUGCAAUUGUGCCUUGGGUUACACUGGACGAAACUGUGAGAUCGAUAUUGACGAGUGUUCUCCAAACCGUUGUCAGAAUCAGGCCACGUGUUCCGAUCUGGUGGGAAAUUAUAGCUGCAGUUGUGCCUUGGGUUACACUGGACGAAACUGUGAGAUCGACAUUGACGAGUGCUCCCCGGACCCUUGUCAAAAUCAAGCAACGUGUUCCGAUCUAAUUGGAAAUUACAGCUGCAAUUGUGACCUGGGAUACACUGGAAGAAACUGUGAGAUUGAUAUCGAUGAGUGUUCUCCAAAUCCUUGUCAAAAUUAUGCCACAUGUUCCGAUCUAGUUGGAUAUUAUAGCUGUAGUUGUUCGUUUGGUUACACGGGGAGAAACUGUGAACAUGACAUUGACGAAUGCGCUCCUCGUCCAUGUAUGAAUAAUGCUACAUGUACGGAUCUUGUGGGUAACUAUAGUUGCCACUGUCUACUAGGCUUUAAAGGAAGAACAUGUGGUGUGAACAUAGAUGACUGUCCUCCAGAGACAUGCAAGAACGGCGGAACUUGUUCAGAUUUGAUAGCAGAUUUCAGCUGUGCUUGUUUGCCUGGUUAUACGGGCAAAAGUUGUGAGACUGACAUUGAUGAGUGUGCGCAAAACCCGUGUAAACAUGGUGCCACUUGUGUGGACGCUGUAGCCAAUUAUAGUUGUAACUGUGCCCAUGGUUACACGGGAAAAAACUGUGAAGUGGAUAUUAAUGAAUGCGCCUCAAGCCCCUGCAAAAAUGGAGCUAAGUGUGCAAAUCUGGUAGCAGAUUUUUCCUGCAGUUGUCUUCCCGGUUACACUGGAAAAGACUGCUCCACUGAUAUAAACGAGUGCAAUUCCUAUCCUUGUUUACAUGGUGCUACAUGUCAUGACAAGAUCGACAAUUAUACGUGCGCCUGUGUUCCUGGCUACACUGGUAGGCAGUGCGAGAUCAACAUUGAUGAUUGUUCGCCAAAUCCUUGUCGCAACACUGGUAUUUGCUCGGAUGGGAUCAACAACUAUCACUGCAACUGCGAAGGAACUGGAUUUAACGGAUCUCGCUGCGAGCUCGACAUUGACGANGUAACUAUAGUUGCCACUGUCUACUAGGCUUUAAAGGAAGAACAUGUGGUGUGAACAUAGAUGACUGUCCUCCAGAGACAUGCAAGAACGGCGGAACUUGUUCAGAUUUGAUAGCAGAUUUCAGCUGUGCUUGUUUGCCUGGUUAUACGGGCAAAAGUUGUGAGACUGACAUUGAUGAGUGUGCGCAAAACCCGUGUAAACAUGGUGCCACUUGUGUGGACGCUGUAGCCAAUUAUAGUUGUAACUGUGCCCAUGGUUACACGGGAAAAAACUGUGAAGUGGAUAUUAAUGAAUGCGCCUCAAGCCCCUGCAAAAAUGGAGCUAAGUGUGCAAAUCUGGUAGCAGAUUUUUCCUGCAGUUGUCUUCCCGGUUACACUGGAAAAGACUGCUCCACUGAUAUAAACGAGUGCAAUUCCUAUCCUUGUUUACAUGGUGCUACAUGUCAUGACAAGAUCGACAAUUAUACGUGCGCCUGUGUUCCUGGCUACACUGGUAGGCAGUGCGAGAUCAACAUUGAUGAUUGUUCGCCAAAUCCUUGUCGCAACACUGGUAUUUGCUCGGAUGGGAUCAACAACUAUCACUGCAACUGCGAAGGAACUGGAUUUAACGGAUCUCGCUGCGAGCUCGACAUUGACGAA
This is a messenger RNA of Porites evermanni, 2405 nucleotides long. NCBI's taxonomy places the organism in Eukaryota, Metazoa, Cnidaria, Anthozoa, Scleractinia, Poritidae. The record is from the annotation of a GenBank genome assembly.